Symphalangus syndactylus (siamang) is the source of this 4194-nucleotide messenger RNA. RefSeq names its product DNA polymerase kappa (gene POLK). Gene Ontology annotation, molecular function: DNA-directed DNA polymerase activity; damaged DNA binding. Gene Ontology annotation, cellular component: nucleus. Gene Ontology annotation, biological process: error-prone translesion synthesis. NCBI's taxonomy places the organism in Eukaryota, Metazoa, Chordata, Mammalia, Primates, Hylobatidae. The record is from RefSeq and is a predicted model, not a curated record.
AACGGGUGAGUAUCCCGCGCGGGGAUCGCUUGUCCCCUUGGGGCCUUGUCAGUCGGUGGGUGGGCUUCGUUUGACAGUUGCGUGACCUGCCCCUCGGCCUCGCUUCUGUCCUUGCCUUGUGUGUUUAUGACGAACCCUCCGGGCUUGCGGGCCCAGACGUGAGGGAGCUUUCCGCUGCAGAUGAUGGGCCUGCUUUCCAGGGCGGCUUGUCGAAAGCCCGGGAGCGUCUGGCCGCUUCCGCCUCAACCACAGGCGGGGGUUUUGUGAGCUCCUAGUGCCAAGGGUUUUCUUUCCACCAGACCACCGCUGUAAAUCUCGAGGGUCUUACUCAUUAGAAGUUAGAAUUUACAAUUGACGUGUAAAGGAAGAAUUUCCUUAGUAUCUUCUCACAAGCACGCACUUCGCAUUUUUAGAUUUCUAGAGUUUUCUUUGUAGAAAGUAAUUUUGAGGUUGUCAGAGAAUAAAUGACAUUAGAAGGGUUUUUAAAGUAAAACAAGAAUGUCAGAUGAUAGCCUGGGAUUUUCUCUUGGUUGUAAAUGAAUAUCUUACUGAGAACCACUUUAACCAUGCCUGCCCCUCAAAGAUAGGAAAGGUUGGAUAUAUAGAAACUUUCUCGUAUUAGAAAUACCGACGUGCAAUGGUUUUGUGUAUACAAGGGAUUAGGCAAUAGGAGGCUAUUUUUGUUUUAAGACUAGGGUUGAAUUAGCAGAAAGACCAAUAGAAGAUCUAACAACUCUUGUCAAUUGUCAAGGAUAACUUUGAUUAUGAGACUUUUGACUUUGUAGAUUCAGUAAUUUCCUCUCGUUAGCUAUUUUAAUAUAGUCAAUUUCCUUAUAAUAGCCAAGAGUAAAAUUUGUUAUUAAACCUUAGAAAGACUAGUUUCUUACUACAAGGAUGGGACGAUAGGAGCGAAAUUUCGAGUCUAAGGGAAAACGCUGGCCGAGUGUGGUGGCUCACGCCUGUAAUCCCAGCACUUUGGGAGGCCGAAGUGGGCGGAUCACCUAAGGUCGGGAGUUUGAGACCAGCCUGGUCAACAAGAUAAGUUUAUACCAUGGAUAGCACAAAGGAGAAGUGUGACAGUUACAAGGAUGAUCUUCUGCUUAGGAUGGGACUUAAUGAUAAUAAAGCAGGAAUGGAAGGAUUAGAUAAAGAGAAAAUUAACAAAAUUAUAAUGGAAGCCACAAAGGGGUCCAGAUUUUAUGGAAAUGAGCUCAAGAAAGAAAAGCAAGUCAACCAACGAAUUGAAAAUAUGAUGCAACAAAAAGCUCAAAUCACCAGCCAACAGCUAAGAAAAGCACAAUUACAGGUUGACAGAUUUGCAAUGGAAUUAGAACAGAGCCGAAAUUUGAGCAAUACCAUAGUGCACAUUGACAUGGAUGCUUUCUAUGCAGCUGUAGAAAUGAGGGACAAUCCAGAAUUGAAGGAUAAACCCAUUGCUGUAGGAUCAAUGAGUAUGCUGUCUACUUCAAAUUACCAUGCAAGGAGGUUUGGUGUUCGUGCAGCCAUGCCAGGAUUUAUUGCUAAGAGACUGUGCCCACAACUUAUAAUAGUGCCCCCAAACUUUGACAAAUACCAAGCUGUGAGUAAAGAGGUUAAGGAAAUACUUGCUGAUUAUGAUCCCAAUUUUAUGGCCAUGAGUCUUGAUGAAGCCUACUUGAAUAUAACAAAGCACUUAGAAGAAAGACAAAAUUGGCCUGAGGAUAAAAGAAGGUAUUUCAUCAAAAUGGGAAACUCUGUAGAAAAUGAUAAUCCAGGAAAGGAAGUUAAUAAACUGAGUGAGCAUGAACGAUCCAUCUCUCCACUACUUUUUGAAGAGAGUCCUUCUGAUUUGCAGCCCCCAGGAGAUCCUUUCCAAGUGAACUUUGAAGAACAAAACAAUCCUCAAAUACUCCAAAACUCAGUUGUUUUUGGAACAUCAGCCGAGGAAGUGGUAAAGGAAAUUCGUUUCAGAAUUGAGCAGAAAACAACACUGACAGCCAGUGCAGGCAUUGCCCCAAAUACAAUGUUAGCAAAAGUAUGCAGUGAUAAGAAUAAACCAAAUGGACAAUACCAAAUUCUUCCCAAUAGACAAGCUGUGAUGGACUUCAUCAAGGAUUUACCCAUUAGAAAGGUUUCUGGAAUAGGAAAAGUUACAGAGAAAAUGUUAAAGGCCCUUGGAAUUAUUACAUGUACAGAACUUUACCAACAGAGGGCAUUGCUCUCUCUCCUUUUCUCUGAAACAUCUUGGCAUUAUUUCCUUCAUAUCUCCUUGGGUCUAGGUCCAACACACCUGACAAGGGAUGGAGAGAGGAAAAGUAUGAGCGUUGAGAGGACGUUCAGUGAGAUAAAUAAAGCGGAAGAACAAUACAGCCUAUGUCAGGAACUUUGCAGUGAACUUGCUCAAGAUCUACAGAAAGAAAGACUUAAGGGUAGAACUGUUACCAUUAAGUUGAAGAAUGUGAAUUUUGAAGUAAAAACUCGUGCAUCUACAGUUUCAUCUGUUGUUUCUACUGCGGAAGAAAUAUUUGCCAUUGCUAAAGAAUUGCUAAAAACAGAAAUUGAUGCUGAUUUUCCACAUCCCUUGAGAUUAAGACUUAUGGGUGUUCGGAUAUCUAGUUUUCUCAAUGAAGAAGACAGGAAACACCAACAAAGGAGCAUUAUUGGCUUUUUACAGGCUGGAAACCAAGCCCUGUCAGCCACUGGGUGUAUACUAGAGAAAACUGACCAAGAUAAGUUUGUAAAACCUCUAGAAAUGUCUCAUAAGAAGAGUUUCUUUGAUAAAAAACGAUCAGAAAGGAAAUGGAGUCACCAAGAUACAUUUAAAUGUGAAGCCGUGAAUAAACAAAGUUUCCAGACAUCACAACCAUUCCAAGUUUUAAAGAAGAAGAUGAAUGAGAAUUUGGAAAUAUCAGAGAAUUCAGAUGACUGUCAGAUAUUUACCUGUCCUGUUUGCUUUAGGGCACAAGGGUGCAUCAGUCUGGAAGCCUUGAAUAAACAUGUAGAUGAAUGUCUUGAUGGACCUUCAAUCAGUGAAAACUUUAAAAUGUUCUCAUGUUCACGUGUUUCUGCUACCAAAGUUAACAAGAAAGAAAAUGUUCCUGCUUCUUCACCUUGUGAGAAGCAAGAUUAUGAAGCCCAUCCAAAAAUUAAAGAAAUACCUUCAGUAGAUGGUGUAGCUUUAGUAGAUACUAUAGAUAACUCAUCUAAAGCAGAAAGCAUAGAUGCUUUAAUUAAUAAGCAUAGCAAGGAAGAAUGUUCUAGUCUCCCAAGCAAGUCUUUUAAUAUUAAACACUGUCGUCAGAAUUCUUCUUGUACUGUUUCAUUGGAAAACGAAGAUGUUGGGUCAUUAAGUAGACAAGAGUACUGCCAGCCUUACUUAUGUGAAGUGAAAACAGACCAAGCUCUAGUUUGUCCUGUUUGUAACGUAGAACAAAAGACUUCAGAUCUAACCCUGUUCAAUGUGCAUGUGGAUGUUUGCUUAAAUAAAAGUUUUAUCCAAGAAUUAAGAAAGGAUAAAGUUAACCCAGUUAAUCAACCUAAAGAAAGCUCCAGAAGUACUGGUAACUCAAGUGGAGUACAGAAGGCUGUAACAAGAACAAAAAGGCCAGGAUUGAUGACAAAGUACUCAACAUCAAAGAAAAUAAAACCAAACAAUCCCAAACAUACCCUUGAUAUAUUUUUUAAGUAAACAUUGAACAUUUUAUCAUUAAUUUUUAAUUGAAACUUGUUAUUUUAUAAUCAAUGAAUUUGUUCUUUGUGAUUUUAAGUUUGCAGAUUUAUUUAGUGAAGGCAAGUGCAAUAAUCCUUCCUCAGAUGAUGUUUGCUUUUCUAAGAUACAUAUACUGAUUCUGUGUAUCUUUUUUAUAACCAUGAGAAUUUUACUUCCAUUAUACAUCAACUGGAAAUUAAUCCUGUUAAGAGAUAAUUUUUAAAAGGGAAAUUAGGAAUGGGAUAAGAAGGUGAUUUUUUUUAUUAUUUUUAUACUGAAUAUAAAAACAUUUGUAAGGGCUCUCAAAGAUUCACACAUACCUAUAUUAUCAUAAGAAUUUUUCAGCACUUAACUACUUUGUUGGCAUUGAUCCUAGUAUCUUUAAAUACUUCAUGAGCAUUCAUAAUUAAAAUUUAUCUUAAGUUCUGUGAAGAGUAUUAAUGUAACUAGCAUAAGUGGUUUUCUUCAGGAAAAUAAAUAUCACAGUAUUAUCUGUGUUAAAAUGG